This is a messenger RNA of Capsella rubella, 2312 nucleotides long. RefSeq lists its product as uncharacterized. NCBI's taxonomy places the organism in Eukaryota, Viridiplantae, Streptophyta, Magnoliopsida, Brassicales, Brassicaceae. The transcript is spliced from 5 exons. The record is from RefSeq and is a predicted model, not a curated record. Bases 256 to 2157 code for a protein of 633 amino acids.
ACUUUUCACCUCCUUCUGCGGUUUUUUCAUCUCAAAGGCUCCUUCUUUUUCCUAAUGUAAUUCGAUGCGUCGGUUUAUGAGUUUCUUUUUUCUUCACCGAUGAUCGUGCUUUUGGUCACAAAUUCGAGAGAGUUGUCUAUAGUUAUUAUUCAUCUUUUCCCGUAAAAUAGCUAAAGUCUCGAUAUAAUUUUGAGAACUAGCUAUGAUGGCAAAAUUCUCAGGUCUUUUUUAGCUGUAUUAUUUACGUGAGCAAUCAUGGGACCAGAAUCUAAAGGAAGAGCUUGGUUUAGUAAAAUCUACAACAAGUUGGAAACUUUACUAGUUGAGGUUGACUCUUUCACUUCUCAGAGCACGCUAUGUUUGAAGUCAAGUGAUCUUCCGGGGUUUAAAUCUGUUAGAGGUGAACCAAAUGAAGUAGCAGAGGGACGCUCUUCUUCCCUAACUUAUAAUGUGAAGCAACACCAUGAUGAUCAUGUUGCUUCACCGCGAUGUGAAAGCCCUUCUGUUCCACCGUCACAUCAGGACUUUGACAUGCCAGGACAUGUUGUGGUUCAGAAACGAGUUCAAGGAGAUAUCUUGGAGGAGGAUUUAUCAGCCUCCUCAUUUCCUGAUGGGGAAAUAGUCUCCACAUCUCCAUUGCUCGAAGAGGACUGUUAUGCAAAUCUGACGGCAUCAACUUCUACUCUUGCUGAUGAAGAACAAUUAUUUACUGAUGAAGAGUCUCAGUUCUAUUAUGAUGGAGAAACACACUCUACAUCUCCAUUGCUUGAAGAGUAUCAUGAUGCUAAUCUGACUGCUACUGUUGGUGCUGAAGAAUCAAAAGUUACUGACAAAGAGUCUCAUAUCACUUACACUUUGAAAUCUCUGGAAUUUUCUGAUCAACCAAAGGAAGUCGCAGAGGACAGUUCUUCCAAAGCUUCUAUUUUGCAGCAACACCAUGACCCUGUUGAUUCACCGAUGUGUAAAAGUCCUUCUGAUCCACCGUCACAUCAGCACUUUGACAUUUCAGGACAUGUUCUGGUCGAGGAAGGAGUUCAAGGCGAUACUUUAAAGGAUAAUUUAGCUCAAGAAGAUGGUUUUAAGGAGAAUUCAUCGGCCUUGUCUGACGAAGAAACACUCUCUACAUCUCCAUCGCUUGAAGAGUAUUGUAAUGCUUCUCUGACAUCAGCCUCCACCACUGGUGAUGAAGAACCAAUCAUUACUGAUGAUGAGUCUCGGAUCACUAACACUUUAACCACUCAGACGUCUUCUCCUGGAAUCUCUUCUUUAUUUCCAGGCGUUGUAGAAGAAGUUAGAGUUGAAACCUCCUUGCCUGAUGGAGGAAUACUCUCUACAGCUACAUUGCUUAAAGCCUACUGUGAUGCUAGUUUGACAUCAACCACUACUCUUGGUGAUGAAGUACCAAUAUUUAUCGAUGAUGAGUCUCGGAUCACUAAUACUUUCAUCCCUUAUAAAUUUUCUCCUGGAAACCCUUCAGUUUCUCCAGUCGGGGAAAGUGUAGAAGAAGUUAGAGAUGACUCGUGCAAAGAUGUUGUUUCCACAAAAUCUCAAUCUACUCAAUGUUCUAUGGAAAGUUUUGGGACAGUAGUAGAGUGUAAUGAUGACCCCGUUCUAGUUGCGCUUGGAAUCUUUACGGAUAAUGAUUCAAGUCUAAAUGAUUCACUCGCCACCAAGAUUACAGAUGUGCAUGUUCAAGAUAAUGUGACAAACACGAGAUCCUCUAAUGCGGAUGAUGUGAUGAAUGGCAAAUCUGAUGUUGCUCCAUUGGAUAUCAAUGCAUUGUACUGCAUUGACUUUCGGGACGGCCCCUCGUAUGUUGACGACUGUGCAAUGCUUGUUAGGACCAUUGCUCCAUUGGAUACCAAUGCAUUGUACGGCAUGGAAUCUCGAGAAGCCCCCUCGUAUGUUGACGAAAGUAUGCUUUAUGCAAUGCAUCUUAGGACUAAGAAACUCAGAUCCUUAAAGGGAAAGAUCUUGGAUGCUUUAACUUCGAAAAGAAGAAGAGAGAAGGAAUAUGAGCAACUUGCAGUUUGGUUUGGAGACGCGGAUAUGGGUUCUGAUCUGGCCACUGGGGAAGACUCUAAACAAGUGGAAGCCAUGGACUCCAAAAGCUCACUCCUACUUGAAUCAGAAGAUUCCCAGUGGGAGCUAUUAUGAGAUUUUUGUUCACCUAAUAUAGUACUAAGUUAAAAAUCCGGCCUGUGUUUUAUCUUGACUCUUGAGUGAAACUCCCGUUACCUUAUUUAAACAUAAAGGAGCUAAUCUGCUCUCUGAUUGAAUUUUUUUUUGAUAGUGAAUAACCAAACAUAUUA